AGUUUGACACUCCAAGACAGAAAGAACUCUACUUCCGGUUUCAACACAGAACUCGGUCUUGGAUAGACUUGUCAAGGGUGUCUAAGAUCCUGGUACUGGGGUUAACAUUAUGGCUGUAGAUAUAAGCAAGUUUGGUACCCUUCCUAUGUGUCAGUUAAACGAGCUGCUUGAGGAUGACGAGAAGCUGAAUGGAAUGGUCAAAGAAAUGGGAGAGGUACAAGCUGUCCAGUUAAACAAAGAAAUGACUCUUGCUGGCAACCGCAGUCUGGCAGAGCAGAACCUUUUGCAACAGCCCAGGCUUGAAGAGCUAAAAGAACAGCUAAACCAUAAAUACCAAGAGCUGCAAAUGGUAUUUGAACAAUAUCAGAUGAAAAAAACUAGAAUAGAUAACCAGUCCAGCAGUGCUUCCCUCGAGAUGCUUUUAGCACUUUUGCAGGCAGAAGGAGCUAAAAUUGAAGAGGAAACAGAGAACAUGGCAGAAAGAUUUCUAGAUGGGGAAAUCUCUUUGGACUCCUUCAUUGACGAGUAUCAUACCAAGCGCAAACUGGCGCAUGUACGACGUGUAAAAAUUGAGAAACUUCAAGAAAUGGUGUUAAAAGGGGCAAGACUUCCACCGGUUCAUGUACAGUCAAUUUCUGUACAGGCUGAAAAAACUCCAACAUCUCAGGUGUCUUACCCUACAGAGUCGACCAGCACACCUACUCCCCUGCCUCGCAGGAUACCACCACCGCCACCAUCUGCCACAGGAGCACUGCCAACUCCAUUUACCGCUGCAGCUGCCACGUCCUCUGCUGGACCAGGAUCAUCUUCAGUUCCUUACCCAGUAACUCCGUGCCCUCCUCUUCCUCCAAGAGUGGGAAACGCACCAAUACCGUUUACUACACCCUACACAUCUCAGUACCCACCUGCACUACCCCAAAGACCAGCAGCUCGUAUGCCCCCACAGCCUGGUUUUAUUUUUCAGUAAAUUCAUCUGCUUCCAAAACUAAAAUGCACAGGUGUCUUCAAAGGUUACCUUUGUAUGCCCUCUCUUCUAUGCGGACCUUGUGCAUCACUGUAUAUUUGUGCAUAUAAAAGAUGGUUUCCAGCAAAACAAAAAUGUUUAUAUUUUUGAUUUUACAAAGCAGGUUUGUUCAUUAGUAAAACUGGUAUUUAUUAA
Molecule: messenger RNA, 1159 nt
Organism: Protopterus annectens (West African lungfish)
Lineage: Eukaryota; Metazoa; Chordata; Ceratodontiformes; Protopteridae
Gene: VPS37B
Product: VPS37B subunit of ESCRT-I
Exons: 4
Coding region: 110-967 (285 amino acids)
Biological process (GO): protein targeting to vacuole; protein targeting to membrane; ubiquitin-dependent protein catabolic process via the multivesicular body sorting pathway
Cellular component (GO): ESCRT I complex
Source: RefSeq, a predicted model, not a curated record